Messenger RNA from Jaculus jaculus (lesser Egyptian jerboa), 1573 nucleotides. It is a transcript of the gene Pef1, whose product is annotated as penta-EF-hand domain containing 1. Lineage: Eukaryota; Metazoa; Chordata; Mammalia; Rodentia; Dipodidae. Gene Ontology annotation, biological process: COPII vesicle coat assembly. The record is from RefSeq and is a predicted model, not a curated record. The coding region runs from base 23 to 841 and encodes 272 amino acids. The transcript has 5 exons. Gene Ontology annotation, molecular function: calcium ion binding.
GGCGUGUGACGUCAGAGUCGCCAUGGCCAGCUAUCCGUACGGGCAGGGUUGCCCAGGAGCUGCAGGACAGGCGCCUGGAGCCCCUCCCGGCAGCUACUAUCCUGGAGGAGGACAGUAUGGCAGUGGGCUCCCCACUGGGGGUGGUUAUGGAGGACCUGCUCCUGGAGGACCUUAUGGAUCCCCAGCUGCUGGAGGACCUUAUGGACACCCCAGUGCUGGAGGACCGUAUGGUGGCGCAGCUCCAGGGGGCCCGUAUGGCCAGCCACCUCCGAGUGCCUAUGGUGCCCAGCAGCCUGGGCCUUAUGGACAGGGUGGUGCCCCUCCCAAUGUGGAUCCUGAGGCCUACUCUUGGUUCCAGUCUGUGGAUGCCGAUCACAGUGGCUACAUCUCCAUCAAGGAGUUGAAGCAGGCCUUAGUCAACUCCAACUGGUCUUCGUUCAAUGAUGAGACAUGCCUCAUGAUGAUAAACAUGUUUGACAAGACCAAGUCUGGCCGCAUUGAUGUAUAUGGUUUUUCUGCCUUGUGGAAAUUCAUCCAGCAGUGGAAGAACCUCUUUCAGCAGUAUGACCGGGACCACUCCGGUUCCAUUAGCUACACAGAACUGCAGCAAGCUCUGUCCCAAAUGGGCUACAACCUGAGCCCACAAUUCACCCAGCUUCUGGUCUCCCGCUACUGCCCACGCUCUGCCAACCCUGCCAUGCAGCUCGACCGCUUCAUCCAGGUGUGCACCCAGCUGCAAGUGCUGACCGAAGCCUUCCGGGAGAAGGACACCGCUGUACAGGGCAACAUCCGCCUCAGCUUUGAGGACUUCGUCACGAUGACGGCUUCUCGGAUGCUAUGACCCAGCCUCGUACAGAGUGGAGCACAUCAAGGACCUCUCCUGGAUCUUAGAGUGGGAGAAGCCUGUGGGCCUCUCUUCCUUAUCUGUCCUCUUACAAAAAGACCCUCCCUUGUUUGAUACAGCUCUGUUCCCCAAGAGGGUUGGGAGGCCUGCGUCAAGAGCCACCAGAUAGGCUCUGCAACACACAGAUAGGAGCCCGACUUAGGGGAGGACUGGAAGUUGGAUGUCCUGACUAUCUCUGAGCUGUUGAAUGGCACAGACUUGGAGCAGGAGAUGCCAGCCAUGGCAUAAAGUUAGUAUUUGGUCAGCUGUGCUUUCCCUCUUCCUGAUGCCAGUGGUAAGGGUUGAUGGUUCACCCAGGCCACCAUGUCAGAUGAUCCUACAAAGUGAAAUCUAAGUGAGUAUGAGAAAGGUUUGCCCAUGGGACCAGUGGCCAGGGCUCCUUGGUACCCACAGUACUUGUGUGUUAACAUUUGAUUUACCUGGGGCUUUCCUUCCUCAGGGAGCCUGGACAGUUUGCCAUCUGGGUCUCGGUGACCAGGAUACUGCCCUUCUAAUCUUGGACCCCUUACUCGCCUGCCAUAUUCUAGUCAGCUUCAGUCCCCAGAGACAGUUGUUGUAUCCCCCUGCCAAAUAGUUUAAGGCUUUUGUUGUUUUUUUAACUUGCAUUUUUCAUUUGGGGCCAAAAGUUGCGUGAAAAUGUAAGCUUUAAUAAAAGGAUGAAACUCUGAA